This is a messenger RNA of Pseudozyma hubeiensis SY62, 6537 nucleotides long. RefSeq lists its product as hypothetical. Gene Ontology annotation, molecular function: 1-phosphatidylinositol 4-kinase activity. The record is from RefSeq and is a predicted model, not a curated record. Gene Ontology annotation, biological process: phosphatidylinositol phosphate biosynthetic process; phosphatidylinositol-mediated signaling. Bases 1 to 6537 code for a protein of 2178 amino acids. Gene Ontology annotation, cellular component: plasma membrane; cytoplasm. Lineage: Eukaryota; Fungi; Basidiomycota; Ustilaginomycetes; Ustilaginales; Ustilaginaceae. The transcript has a single exon.
AUGGACAGCCUCGAUCUGCCCACCCACCAGCUCAUCCUCGACGGCUUGGCCCUCAACCUCGCCGAGGACAUCGCAAACGUCCCUUCGGCCAGAUCCAAGGUGCGCUCCGUGUUUGCCCAGUCCGCAACCACGAGCAAGGUCACCACCGGUUCCAAGCUCUUCCUCUCCGCCUCGGCCGCUAGGACCCAGAUCAGCCUGGCACUCUUUGCCUCCUCCAUCUCCUCGGCCUCUCGAUCCACCGAGCACACCACCGACAUCAAGAACGAUGAGCACCUCGGCCCCGUCCUCGACGAUCUCGAGCACCUGCUUCGACAGCUCACCCUCGUCGACUUUGACCACGAGAUGAGCUGGUCCGACCACUCGCUCCCCGAUCAGCUCGCCUUUGCUCUCGUCUCGAGCUUCCUCCGCGUCUCCAUCAACGCCCCUCAGCACCGCGCUCGCUGUGUUGCUGCCAUCCUUGACCUCACCGCCAAGCUCAGCGACGCGCUCGGUGCCACUGCCGGCGAUGCGCACACCGUCGUCGUCAAGCUCGUCCCUCUCUUCAAUGGUCUCUACAGAGCCAUCGCUUCCACUUCCUUUGCCUGGAAGCUGCAAGAGUUUGCUCGCCUCGCCGAUACCCUUAACCCCAUCAUAGGCUCGGUGCAGACCGUCAGAAGGCUCAACGAGGUCCUUUUGCUGCUGGACGACCAAUUCGACAUCCGCCAGCAGGCCGUGCGUGCAACUCGCCGAGCACCCAAAGUGGCCACCGUCAGACCCACCGACGACCAGUCGGAAGCCAGCGUCGACACCUUCUUCUCUGGUGACGAAGACGAGGAUGCCGACAUUGUCGGACCCGAAGGCGGAUUCACGUUCGCCGACAACGAUCCCUCGGCCCAGGAUGCGCAGGAUUUCCGCAUCUCUUUCCUCGCCAGGUACCGUUUGUCUGGCGUCCCUCUUUCCGGCCACUAUGUGCUGCUGUCCUCGAUCGAUAUCCUCGACACUACCUUGGCCCAAGCCCUCGCCGUCAAUGCGCGCCCUCCCAUCAAGGACUUCUCCGACUUCCAAAAGACCGGCCUGGAUCUCGAUCGCAUCGAUCCAAGUCGCCAGUCGCAGGCUGACCGCUUCGACCUCGAUGCCGACGAUACGCACGACGAUGCCGAGCAUACCACCAGCCGCGCCAUCCUUGCUCCUGGCGCGACCAAGAAGGCCUGGAACUCGCUGCUCCGCUACUCGAUCGACUCGAAUUUCUCCAAGUCGACCUCGACAGCCUCGGCUGUCAAUGGUCACGCCAAAUCCGCCAGCAACGGCUCGGCUCCACAAGCUAACGGUAAUGGCGGCAUCCUUGCCUCUGUGCCUCUGAUCGGAUCGCUCACUUCCAGCACCGACAAGUCGGCCGCCUUCGGCGAAGUCGUCUCUGCUCAACGCGAGAAGAACACGCUGCAUGAGCUCGACGACACCCUCUACGCGGUCCUCCGAGCUAGCAACAAGGGCUUCCACGACAUUCAGCGUUUCCUGCUCAGCGAAGGGCUCAGAAGCCUCGAGGUGCUUCCCGAGCUCCACGUUCCCGAGAUCCUCGCCGAGUCCCUCAAGCUCUCCGCCCUCUGCUCUGUUGCUCGUAGCCUCGCUGGCGGCGAGAACGUCGACAACAAUGUCUUUGUUCGCAUCCGCUCGCUGCUCAGCGAGAGCGCCCCGAUCUACGACCCUCGUGUCCAGGGCGCUGCCCUUCAGAGUGUCGGCGUGCUUGUGCGCAACAACAGCGCGCUGGCUUUGCCCAUGACCCGCGUCCUCCGCCACUUUGUCACUUCGCCUAUCCCCAUCUUCCUGCCCAAUGCUCAUGGUGCCAGCUCUCCUGUGCUGCUCGCAGCAGCUCGCUGUCUCGCCUCGUGCGUCACCAUCGCCCCCGGCGACGACCUGGUCGUCUCGACCAUGUACAAUCUGCUCAACUAUCUUGGAAGAGACACUCCCGGUGGUCUCGGCGUCGGCGGUGUCGCUGGUAGCGGUGUUUCCGUUCGAAGUGGCGCUUCGCGCGCUGUCACUUCGCGGGACCAGGUCAACGGUAUCUCCAUGUCCGGCUCGCAGGCCAACAUCUCGGCCCGCUCCGAGGACCAGAGGAGGCUCAUCAACCUCAGCACCAUCACCGUCAUCUCGCGCCUCGCACUCGAGGUCGGCAAGCCCGACGUCACCACGCUCACCAUCUCGAUGCUCCUCCAGCGUCUUCGCAAUGCCGACGUCUCCGCGGAAGCCGCCAUCCUCGAUAACGUCGUGCCUCUGGCACUUGCUGGUCCGCGCAGCGCCUACAUCGAUGUCGUCAGAGCCCUCUCUGCCGUCUCGAGGAGCGCGCUUACUGGUGGUGCCAACCGUCGUGCGGCUGUCGCUGUUGAGUCCGCUCAGCUCAAGCUGGCUCGCGGUCUUGGUCGUCUCGACGAACGCGACGAGCGCGAUUCGGCGUCGUCGGACGAGAACGAAGCCACCGGCGGCCGCAAGGAGAUCUUCCUCGUCGAGCUGCUUCAGCUCUUCGCCGAGAAGGGCAUGCAGCUGCAGACGGUCGCUUCUUCCGGCAAGAGCAGCGCAGAGGAGCUCGCCGAGCUCAACACGGAUCUCGCCACUCUUCUUCCAGCCAUCGCGGCGGUUCUGGAGCACAAGGAUAUUCAGCCCGAGGUGCAGCCCACCACCGAGAUGGUGUCGCUCUUCCGCAACAUGUGGUUCCUCUCGGUCUUGUUCGGCUUUGCUUCGCCGAACAACAUUCGUGCCAGCGUUACUGCUGACGGUAACGCCGUGUCGCGACCCUCGUCGGCUGCCGAGGCGCAGGCCGAGAUCGUCGGCAAGGCGCUCAGCUCCAUCUCGCUCAAGACGCCCACCCUGGUGCCCGAGUCUGCGCACAACUACCUCGAGAGCGAUCUCGAGUACAACUCGGUGCUCAAGCGCGAGUUCUCGAACCAGACGCUCGACUCGCAGCGCAAGGCGCUCAGCGCGGUCAUCCCUACGCAUGCCUCGGACGUGCGCUCGUUCAGCUAUGCUCAAGUCACGUUCCUGUCCACCAUCUACGACCUCGAAUGCCUGCGCAGCCGGAUGGGAAGACCCUCGAUGGUGCUAUCGUACUUCACGAAUGAGGGUCUCAACAGCAGCGCGCUGGUGGGAGCUAUGCAGGCCAUCGCCGACAAGGUAAUAGAUUUCUUCAUUCGCGAUCUCGGUACGCAGGUCAAUAGGCACCUGUUGGAUCCACGCGUUGCGAACGAGGUCAAGAGCCUCAUGCUGGGUUGUUGCCAUCGCGUGGCGAAGGUGCGUCAGGUCUCGCAGAGCAUCCUCAACAAGUUAAUUUACGCGCUGCCGUCGCUGCUGUGCGAUCAGGAUGUGGUGACAACCAUGCUCGAGAUCCUUACGCUUCUUCGCGACGGCUGCGAGGCCGAAUACAAGGACGAGUUUGCUCCACAGUAUCGGUACGUGUCGGAGCGCGCCAACAUCGAGUUCGACCUAUCCGACUCGUAUACGCAGAGGAACGAGAUCCUCUCGCAGUUCCUCGCCAAGUCGCGCGAGUACCUCUCGCUCAUUCUGGCGCUGGCGCCGUUGGAGCUGCAGGGCAUCUUGGAGCGAUACCUCGGCACGUUUGACGACUCGAUCCUGCCGGACCGCAGCGAGCUCGGCAAGAGUGUUGCGCUCGAGUAUGCGCGUAGCAUGCCUGUUUCGGCUCGCAAAGAGCGUGCGCUGCCCAACUCAGGCGGUUGGCGAUCCGACGCCAGCAGCUCGUUCAUCGGCGAGCUUUCGGCCAAGAGCACGUACCUGGGCGAGAUGACCGGUAUCCACCUGGCGCUUACCAAGGGUCUGGUGGAGCUGUCGGAGGAUCCUACCAACACCAUGUCGCCUGCAAGCGUGGCCGAGUGCCGUGAACAGCUGGCAGCUCUGUCCAAUGAGGUGGGCUCCAAACGCAAGGUGCUUCCGCUGGCCGAGCUUCGUCGACUGCUCUACCGCACCGCUGCGCUCGUGGUUGCGCUGCCGGAGCCGGACUACGAGCUUCUGCACUUUAUCGUCUCGAUCCCCUUCCUCGUCUUCACGCCCGAGGCCAUCUCGACGGCUUGCUCGGUAUGGACGUGGGUGAUCGGUGCUCGACCCGAAGUCGAGACCAAGAUCAUGGUCGAGCUCACCAUCGGCUGGGCCAUGACGGCAAAGGCUCGCAAGGGUAUCUUCUCGUCGGGUUUGACCACCAAGCAUCCCUUCCUGCGAAAGACCGAGAUGGGCGCGUUCAACCGCGAAGAGAUCACCGCCGAGCAGGAGCAGGCGACGCGUCUGUUCACGCCGCACCUUUCGCUCAUUCACCUGAUCUCGAGCAGGUUCCAGGCGUUCCGGUACCGCGACCCUACCAUGGUGCUUGCGCUGGUUCGACUGCUGCAGCACUCGGGAGCUGCUGUGGACCGCAUGAGUACGCACCCUCUGUCGCGAGAAGCCAGAUUCACGCUGCUCAACUUUGGCUUCCGCCUGAUCCAGACGAGCCAGCUCGAAGGCUUGGUCGAGCAUCACUUGCGCGAGGCGCUGUACAGGCUCGGGUACGGCUGGUUCAGCAGCACGGCGCAGUGGUCGUUUGGUGGCAACCGUUUGCAGCUGAGCGCCGACAUGCAGGUGCUGCAGGAGACGCUCGAGCUGCUGCAGCGCGAUGUGGUGCGUGCCGAUCAGCACGUGACGAGCUUCCCGCCGACGCUGUCUUCGGUCCGCAUGCCCGGGGGGUUGACGCUGCAGGAGGCGACCAGGUCGUUUGCGGAGAAGAAGAGGCUGCUGCAGCUGCUGGUGGAGAACGAGGUGUCGAGGCUGUCCGUUUGGGCUAACCCGCUGAACAACAGCAGCAGGGGAAGCGACUUUGUGGGCGCGUUGAGCAAGUCGAUGACCGAGACGAGCUGGGGCGGGUUCGUCGAGUCCGCUUGGCGCAUCAGUCCGGUGGUUGCGGUUCAGCUGGGAUCGAGAUUCCAAUCCAAGGCGCUCAAGGGUGCGCUGGGACGACUGAUCCGAAGUCAGCCGUACAAGGUGGUGGAAGACCCGGCUGCGCUCAAGUAUCUGCUAGAAGACCAUCUCAAGCUGGCCAAGAAGGAGUCCUGCGAUUUGAAGUGGCUGCAGUACUGGGCAGCCGUCUCGCCCGUGGAAGCGAUCGACCUUUUCCAGCCGGAGUACGAGAACCACCCGCUGGUGCUGCAGUACGCCAUGCGCUCGCUCGAACAGCACCCGGUCGAGCUCACCUUCUUCUACGUCCCCCAGGUGGUGCAAGCCCUCCGCACCGACGAGUACGGCUACGUGGAGCAGUUCAUCUUCGAGACGUCCAAGAUCUCGCAGCUCUUCUGCCACCAGAUUAUCUGGAACAUGAAGGCCAACUCGUACAAGGACGACAACGCCGAAGAGGAGGACCCGAUGAAGCCCACGCUUGACCGGAUGGUGGACAACAUCGUUUCGGCGCUCUCGGGUGAGGCGCAGGACUUCUACGAGCGCGAGUUUGGAUUCUUCAACGAGGUGACGUCGAUCUCGGGCAAGCUGAAGCCGUACAUCAAGAAGAGCAAGCCGGAGAAGAAGGCCAAGAUCGACGAGGAGAUGGCCAAGAUCAAGGUGGAUCCGGGCGUGUACCUGCCGUCGAACGCCGAUGGUGUGGUGGUGGAUCUGGAUAGGAAGUCCGGUAGGCCGUUGCAGAGUCAUGCGAAAGCGCCGUUCAUGGCGACGUUCAAGGUCCACCGCGAGAUUGUCAAGCCCGGUGAUGAGGGGGAUGAGAAUACGCCGGCCAAGAAGACGGGCGUGGAUGUUUGGCAGGCGGCGAUCUUCAAGGUCGGCGACGACUGUCGACAGGACGUGCUGGCGUUGCAGGUGAUCGCCAUGUUCAAGAACGUCUACACCACGGUGGGUAUCGAUCUGUACCUCAAUCCAUACCGAGUUACGGCUACGGGUCCGGGAUGCGGUGUGAUCGACGUCGUACCCAACGCCACCUCGCGUGACGAGAUGGGUCGGGCCAAGAUCAACCACCUGCUUACGUUCUUCAUCGGCAAGUACGGAAAUCCGGAUUCGAUCGCCUUCCAACGCGCCCGCAUGAACUUCAUCCAAUCCAUGGCCGCCUACUCGGUCGUCUGCCACAUCCUCCAGAUCCGCGAUCGACACAACGGCAACAUGAUGAUCGACGGAGACGGACAUCUGGUGCACAUCGACUUUGGUUUCCUCUUCGACAUCGGUCCCGGUGGAAUGCGCUUCGAACCGUACAGCUUCAAACUCAGCCACGAGAUGAUCGACGUCAUGGGUGGACCGGGAAGUCAAGGUUUCAGGAUGUUCGAAGAGUUGGUCGUGAAAGCGUUUUUGGCGUGCAGACCGUACUGCGCAGAGAUUGUCGAUACGUGCAAGCUGAUGUUGGGUACCGAGUUGCCGAGUUUCAAGGGUAUGCCGACGAUCGACCGGUUGAAGGACAGGUUCAAGCCCGAGUUGGGGGAGCGGGAGGCGGCGGAGCAUGCAAGGUGGUUGGUCAAGGAUGCGUAUGGUAACAGGAGGGCGGUGCUGUACGACAAGCUGCAGGAGGUCACCAAUGAUAUUCCCUUCGCUAGGUGA